Molecule: messenger RNA, 1107 nt
Organism: Sodiomyces alkalinus F11
Lineage: Eukaryota; Fungi; Ascomycota; Sordariomycetes; Glomerellales; Plectosphaerellaceae
Exons: 1
Coding region: 187-792 (201 amino acids)
Source: RefSeq, a predicted model, not a curated record
CCGACCUACAUACUUUUCAUUUGCGAGGGUAAGGUAUGGAGCGUGUACUCAGAAGGUCCUGUUUCGCCGUCUUGCAGCCAGUCUUUAUUGCACAGAUACCAACACACGUCACGAAGUAGAAGCACAAGACUUUACGUGCAUCAACUGCCACCGAGUACGGAUAUUUCAUAACUUCCCAACUUCGCCAUGACGGAUCAAGAAACCCCAAGCUUGGCCCCGGGCCAGACCCAACCAUCAAAAACCCCUCAACAAACAACACCGCCCCUCGUCCACAAAGCAGCCAUAGCCGGCGCCAUCAUCUCUCCGCUCGUCAUGCUUCUACCUCCGCGACGCAUGGACUGGCGCUUCCUCAUACUCGCCGCGACAUUCUCCAUGUCGACCUCCCAGCUAGCGUACGACUACACAGGCCGCUCCAUCUACGACCGGGUGGGCGACCGCGCCCAACAAAUAUUCAACUCCGAUCUGCCCGAGCACGCGAAAGAGGCCCAGCGUCGACUCCGCCAGGAGCGCAUGGCCCGCGAAGGCCUGAUGGAGGCCGACAUGCGGCGCAUUGAACUGGAGAAGCGGGGCAGGCUAGAGAAGCUUUGGUACGGCGACGAGACGCAGGAGGAGUGGAACCGAAGGAGGGCAGAAGACCAUAAGAAGGCUCUGGAGGAAGGGAAGGGACUCUGGGGGAUCAUCGUUGACCAGGUGGUGGAGGUUAUGCCUGGUGGUGGGAACCCUGAGGAACCUGGACAGGAAAAGCCUGCAAAGAACAAGGAGGAGGAUAAGAAAGAUAACAAACGGCCAUGAUGGGACAUGUUUGCUCAGGUGGCGAGGCGGGAAGGCAUCCGCGGAUUGCGGAUAUGCUGUGUAAUAUAUGUAUCAAGAUGAUCUAAAACCCACGGUCGGAAUAUGUAUCUCCAGAGGUCUCCCGGGCGCAAUGGUUGCAAUUUGCGCAUUAUUAAGAGAGAGCAACUGGUUACCAUGAUUUCUAUACCAAGUAUUGCAACAGGGGCAUGUGCAGCAAAAUGCAGAUGCUUUGACACCGUUGCGCUUGUCCGAAUUGGCAACGAUGGGUAGCAACUAUUUCACUCGCCUUCAACGAUUUUUGUUGGACUUGAACCG